Molecule: messenger RNA, 1950 nt
Organism: Hippocampus comes (tiger tail seahorse)
Lineage: Eukaryota; Metazoa; Chordata; Actinopteri; Syngnathiformes; Syngnathidae
Gene: dlx2a
Product: distal-less homeobox 2a
Exons: 3
Coding region: 284-1153 (289 amino acids)
Biological process (GO): cell differentiation; embryo development; negative regulation of transcription by RNA polymerase II
Molecular function (GO): RNA polymerase II cis-regulatory region sequence-specific DNA binding; DNA-binding transcription factor activity, RNA polymerase II-specific
Source: RefSeq, a predicted model, not a curated record
AGGGUGGUACUGAGUGUUUGACACAAUUCUGACUGUUGAGAAACUAAAAAAAAAAGGAGGGCGGAAGCAUGAGAAGCAGUCAGUGUUGUUCCUCUUUCGUCAUUGGUUAGCCCGACUUGCACCCUCCUUCUCAUAAACGCGCUGCUUCCAGAGACCGUGGCAGAUAAUCGCAGGCCACCGUGGAAGGGAGACUCUCUUUCCCACACUGGGAUGCUUUUUCCUCCACUCGACAAAGAGCCCAACCACAUUCCGGACACGUUUCCAGCUUUGCGCAGAUUUCGAGAUGACCGGCGUUUUUGAGAACCUCAGCACUGAUAUGCACUCCAACCAGAUGACCUCCACUAACUACCACAGCUUGCACAAGUCGCAGGAGUCCCCCACCUUGCCGGUGUCCACGGCCACGGACAGUAGCUAUUACAACAGCCCCCAGCACGGACAUUCGUGCGGCGGAUCGCCCUUUGCGCAGCUCGGUUCCUUCCAGUACCACGGAAGCGGGCCCGGCGCGGGACCGUACAACCCCAAAUCUUACGAUAUGGCGGCCUUCAACUCGUCUUACGGCACGUAUGGCAGUUUUGGACCCAACUCCUCACCCACUCCCGCCGAGACCGAAAAAGAAGAGAGCGAGCCAGAAAUCAGGAUGGUGAAUGGAAAACCAAAGAAGGUCAGAAAACCUCGAACCAUUUAUUCCAGCUUCCAACUGGCCGCGCUCCAGAGGCGCUUCCAAAAAACGCAGUACUUGGCGCUGCCCGAGCGCGCCGAGUUGGCUGCCUCCCUGGGCCUCACGCAGACACAGGUGAAAAUCUGGUUCCAGAACCGGCGCUCCAAGUUCAAGAAGCUGUGGAAAAACGGCGAAAUCGCCCCCGAGCACCACGUCCCCACCAGCGAGUCGCCCCCGUGCACGUCCCCGCCUAACGCGUGGGACUUUCCACAGACUCAAGGCAUGAGUAGCUCCACGUUACCUCCGAACUGCAGCAGCCCCCCCAACAGCAGCAGCAGCAACGGCAGCAGCGCGCCCUCAUCUUCCUCCUCCUCUUCGUCGUCCACUUCUUUUUUGGCCAACUACUCGUGGUACUCCAACACGAACUCGAUGAGCCACCUGCAGCCACCUAUGCUCCACCACAACCCGGCCAUCACUGCCGGGACGAUUUUCUGAACAAAGAAAAAAAGCGAUUUUUUUUUUCAAAGGGGACUGUGGUGAUGAAAAACAUACGUGUAGGCUACAUUCAUUUUUUGAACUGGGUCCUACUUUUACGCGCGGAAGCAUCGCAAAACUGUGGACGUUUGCCUGCCGUUCGUACACACAGACCCAUAAUUUGACAAUUAUUUUUCUAUUUAUUUAUUCAGUUUAUGUCCAGGAAUGAAUGAAUGAACCACUAUUAUGCUGGAUUGUUUUUUUUUUUUUUGACAGCUAUUUGUUUUUCAUUUGUCCAAAUUCAAACCUUGCCCGUCAGUGAUGUAGCACAUGUUAACUGUAUUGUGCCUUUUUCUACUUGACCUCAUCAUUAUCUUGUGUAAUAUACAGCUCUGGGGGUGGGGUCGGGUGGGGGGAGUAAAAGACCAAAUAACACAAACAUCUUUUUGGACCUGUUGACAUUUUCUACAAAGAAAGGCUCUGAAUGUUAGGAAGAGGAAUCUGCAGUGUAUAAAAUCAAAUCAAAUUGCUAAUUUCACUCACACGUGUGCAGGAAAAUUUGAAAAACUGAAAAUCUUGCAGCGGUCCCUUAUCCCCCCACGCCCCUCCACAGCUGUAUACUGAAAAUAAAUUUUAGCUCAUGACAUUUAUUUUUUUAAAGGCGAUUGGUGCAAAAAUCAUUUUACCACCGCAAGCUACUGAUUGCGUCUGAUUGACUUGUAUCACACUCAAUUGUGUUUUGUGUUAUUUAUUUUUGUUAUUUGUUUUUAUAUUACAGUGCUCCAUAUGGUUAUUUAAAUAAACACGUUUACUGUGAA